This is a messenger RNA of Drosophila guanche, 2434 nucleotides long. RefSeq names its product protein Cep78 homolog. Gene Ontology annotation, molecular function: protein binding. Gene Ontology annotation, cellular component: centrosome. Bases 18 to 2276 code for a protein of 752 amino acids. The record is from RefSeq and is a predicted model, not a curated record. The transcript is spliced from 6 exons. NCBI's taxonomy places the organism in Eukaryota, Metazoa, Arthropoda, Insecta, Diptera, Drosophilidae.
UUUAUAUCACACAGAACAUGUCACUGAAUCGUGUCUCAGGGAUCCGUAAUGGAGAGCUAAGGGAAUUGGCAAAGAAGUCCAGUUCGUCGGAAAUGAUGCCGUUACUCGUCAAGAAAUCAAGCAGAAGCCGUUGCUUCCAUUUGCGCUACAUGGAGCUGUGCCGUGCCAAAAAUUGGACACCCUCGCCGGAGAUCCAAAAAAAGUCAAAUGACAAAACCAAGCUGGAGCUCUUCGCGGACAAGCUGGCUGUCAACGACUGGAUGAUGGUCAUCGAGGCGCUGCAACAUGACAUCGUUCUACAGAGCCUUGUGUUGCGCAUGCGCCGCUCCUAUCCAAAGAGCACCAUUGAGCCCAUCGACACGGAGAGUCGGGCGAGACUGUUUCGACAGCGUCCCGUGGUAUUCACACGAUUCAUUUUUCGCUGCCUCGUCCAUUCCAUUGCCAAUUCUGUGUCCACCAACAAGAAUCUCACGGUGCUCAAGCUGGAGGGUCUGCCCCUAUAUAAUGGCUACAUCGAGUCCAUUGCCAAUGCGCUAGGCGCCAACGAGAACCUGGAGACCUUGAGCUUUCGCAGUUCCAACAUUGGCGACAGGGGGUGCGAGAUUAUAUGCAGCACGGCCAAGUACCUCAAUCGGAUUGCAUACGUUGAUCUCUCCGACUGCAACAUCAGCGCAAAGGGAGCCGCUCACGUGGCUGAUAUGAUUAAGAUGCAGAAGAUAUCCCAAUUCACAGAGGGAUGGGAAAAGUCUCUGCGCUACCAGGAUGUCGAUCUUAGUUCCAUCUCGGGGCUGCGCACGGUAAUGCUAGCAAACAAUCCGCUGAUCGGUGACCAGGGCCUGCGAUGCAUUACCGAAGUACUGAAGGAGGAUGCUUGGAUAAGGGUUAUCGACAUGCAGUGCUGUGGCCUGACUGACUUUGGAGCCAAACUCAUACAGAUCUGCCUGGACUGGAACACUGUCAUUCAGGAGUUCAAUGUGAAGCACAACCAGGGCAUCAGCCCCUUCAUGCAGCGCAGCAUUCGCGAGCAACUGGGCAUACCGCAGUUCAAGAGGAAGGAGCCGGAGUAUGAUCUGACGGAGUUUGUGAGCAUCUCCAAGGAGCUGCAGAGCCUGCCCAAGGGCCAGAAGUUUUCCUUAAGUUUUCUACUGGCACACAUCAAGGGGCUUGAGCAUGAGCUCUCCUUCGAGCGAAUUGUACGCAAGAAGGCGGAAAAGCUAACGGUGAAACUCAGCAGUCAAAUAAUGAGUGAAGGUCAGAUGUCAUCUGAAGACUUCUUGGAAACAUCCCUCGUAACAUCCCACAUGCCCGACGAGUGUUCGGAAAUGCAGGAACAUCUCAUAGAAUCGCCAACGUAUCGACAGGCGCUGUUCGGCAAGCUAAUCAACAGUGCCGUCCCAACACCCGAAUCUACGCCGCGCAGCGACUUGUCGACGAUGCGAAAUGAGACGCAGGAGCAGCCAUACUUCAGCCAACUGGAAGAGGAACAAACGGAGGAGGAAUCCGUGGAAUCCGUGGAGUCCGUGGAGGUCAGCAUUUGCGAGGAAGAGCAGGAGGCAACGCCACGGCUGGUCACACCGAUCCGCAAGGUGCGCAGUGAGAUGAAGUACGUGGAGAAAAACGUACAAGAUGCCAACAAGAAAAACGAAUCAAAGUCGGAUCACGAGUUCGCCAACGAGCGAUACUUUAAUCUGAAAACGACGGAGCGAUUCGAGCAAGACAUAGGGGACAGUGUCCAGGUGAGCGCGAAUCAGCAAGGGCAGGACCAUCACGAAGGAGGUGGCGAUGGCAGCCUAACAAUCAGGAACGACAGCGAGGUGAAGGCGUUGCGUGAUGCCGAGCAGAAAAACCUCAACAAGAAUAGACAGGCUGGGGAUAACGCCAGCAACUGGAACUUCAAUUUUAGCACACUCUUGGCCAGUAAUCACUUGGAACGCAAAUCAACGCAACUGUCCCAAUCGGAGUCCGAAUUUUUUGCUUCAUAUGAGAAGAAUAUGAAUGAAGCACGCGAGAAAAUGGAAACGCUCAUGGGACUGCGUACACCUUCAGUGUCCUCAGAGACGUCGGGCUCUGCCUCCGCCUCCGGAUCGGAGCGGGAUUUAAAAAGUUUUAUCAAAACGCGCGUUGAUCACCGUAGCAAGGCGUCCUUCGAGCGUCGCAAAUGCCCCGUCAUAGACUUGAAUGAAAUGAAACUAUUGUCGCCGCAUACUGCCUACAUGAUGUUGAAGAAAAAGAAUCAAGAGGCACGCUCUUCGCGCAGCUCAGCGUCCGAACAAUAGCAAUGUUUACUUCAAAUUGCCUCGAAAGAGUAAAAUUUACAGUUUUACAUGAAUAGCAGCCAGAGGGCCUCCAGAGCACUUGCCUCCGCCACGAAAUGAUUAUUGAAUUUGUUGAACAGACUCUGUUUUAAUUAAAGAUUUGCAAUUUGUGAUGACUA